AUGGCUCCGAAAUUACUACUCAUUGGUAAAACCCUUGGUCCUGGACCUAAAUAUUAUCCAGAGCGAUAUAAUCGCGUAGGGAGAGUUACCACUCCUAAAUAUUCAAUUAAAUCCAGAGCAAAACCGCUGACUCAGUUUGUGGGCCCAGAUGCUAAUGCUUAUCAUCCCGAACUAUUUCCUCGAAUGAAAGAUCAGAGACCACCAUGUUAUACAAUUAAAUCAAGGAGACCACCUCUUAAAGGAUUUACAACACCGGGUCCCAAAUAUGCCCUUCCAACUACAUGA
This is a messenger RNA of Diabrotica balteata, 285 nucleotides long. Lineage: Eukaryota; Metazoa; Arthropoda; Insecta; Coleoptera; Chrysomelidae. The record is from the annotation of a GenBank genome assembly.